GCCCCAGCCAUGCCAUUCUCCCCCUCUGCCCAUCCUCGGCUCUCUUCCGAGUCACCGACGUCCUGUUGCCCGCUCACCGCAUGCUCUCGCCCGCCAUGCUCACGAACACGCGUCGUUCAGUGGCGCGCUCGCUCUCUCGCGUGCCUCGCAGCUUCACUCCGGGCUUGACUGCUGGCACGCGUCUGGACAACGACCAUGACGCGCAUCCGUCCCUGGCUCGCUCGCUGUCGUCGCUCAGAAGCUCUGCUCGAGGCCGGCCUGCCGCUGCCGCUGACACAUGGAGGAACGCGCAUCUCCGUGAACGCACUGCAAUCCCUUCCAUUCAUACCGCCCUGUCAGACACCCGCAGAGCCGUCUCGGCGCCCUCACCAGACAGGAAGCCCCACUUUGACAAGAUCCUCAUCGCGAAUCGAGGCGAGAUCGCGUGUCGUGUGAUCCGCACGGCGAAGAAGCUGGGAAUAACGACCGUCGCGGUCUACAGCGAGGUGGAUGCCGACGCACUGCACGUUCGCUUGGCGGACGAGGCGUACUGUAUCGGGCCUGCCGCAUCAUCGGAGAGCUACCUCCGCAUGGACAAGAUCAUCAAAGUCUGCCACCGUAGCGGCGCUCAGGCCGUACACCCCGGCUACGGCUUCCUCAGCGAGAACGCGCACUUUGCGGAACGUCUCGCGCACGAGGGCAUCGCGUUCAUAGGCCCUCCCGCCAGUGCCAUCGUGAGCAUGGGUUCCAAGAGCGAGUCAAAGACGAUCAUGUCAGACGCGGGCGUGCCAGUCGUCCCAGGCUAUCACGGGGCAGAUCAGGAUCCCGCACUGCUCGCUCAAGAAGCGACUCGGAUCGGCUAUCCGGUGCUCAUCAAAGCCGUGCACGGCGGCGGCGGCAAAGGCAUGCGCGUCGUGCGCUCCGCUGCCGAAUUCGCGGACACGCUGGAGAGCGCACAGCGCGAGGCGCGCAAGGCGUUCGGGAACGAGCACGUACUGGUCGAAAAGUUCAUCGAGCGGCCGAGGCACGUCGAGGUGCAGGUGUUUGCGGAUGCGCUGGGCGGGUGCGUGAGUCUGUGGGAGAGGGACUGCUCGGUGCAGAGGAGGAACCAGAAGAUCAUCGAGGAGGCACCGGCACCCGGCUUGUCACCGGAGUUGCGCGCGGACCUGAGCGCAAAGGCCGUUGCGGCUGCCAAGGCUGUGAACUACGUCGGUGCCGGCACCGUCGAGUUCAUCUUUGACAACGAUACGGACAAGUUCUACUUCAUGGAGAUGAACACGCGGUUGCAGGUGGAACACCCUGUCACGGAGAUGAUCACCGGGUUAGAUCUGGUCGAGUGGCAGCUGGAGGUGGCAGCAGGCAACCCGCUCCCUCUCGAUCAGUCGGAAGUCCCGCUGGUAGGGCACGCCUUCGAAGCGCGGAUAUACGCCGAGAACCCGCGCAACGACUUCCUCCCCGACUCCGGGCAUCUGCUCUACCUCUCCACCCCGACGCCCACGCUCACCUUCGCGGCCCCCGUCCCUCCCGCAUCACGCCCGCCCGCCGAGGCGCUCGUCCCCGCCCUCAGCGGCUCUGCACACGCCGCGGUCGUGCCGUCCGUGCGCGUCGAGCAGGGCUUCGAGGCGGGCGCGCAGAUCGGCGUGUUCUACGACCCGAUGAUCGCGAAGCUCGUCGUGCACGGCCGGGACCGCACGGAGGCGCUGCGCAUGCUGCGGGGCGCGCUCGACGCGUACAGGGUCGUGGGCGUUUCUACGAAUGUGGAGUUUUUGAGGACGCUUGCGGGGCAUGGCGCGUUUGUGGAUGGGGAGCUGGAGACUGGAUUCAUACCUGUGAGUGCGUCGCGAAGUUUGUAUGCUAAGUCGGGAGUAGAAACAUCGUGCGGAGCUGUUAGGGUGAGACGCACUCGCUCUGUCUCGCCGUGCGUCGCCACUGGCAUGCGUGCACGAGACUGCCAGAUGGAUCCACGUGAGGUACGACCGUGCAGUAUGUUAGAGAUCGUGCCAUGUAAGGAGCAGAGAGGCCUUUCACCGGAUACAAGGCAUAUCGGACACUUUGCCGCAGUCUACGCUAGUCUCUGCAGCUCACAAAGGCCUGGUAAGCACGCUUUUGUUUUGACUACACUGAGUUGUGACCCAUCAUCUAUUUCCAGCUAG
Molecule: messenger RNA, 2132 nt
Organism: Laetiporus sulphureus 93-53
Lineage: Eukaryota; Fungi; Basidiomycota; Agaricomycetes; Polyporales; Laetiporaceae
Exons: 11
Coding region: 81-2132 (683 amino acids)
Cellular component (GO): mitochondrion
Molecular function (GO): ATP binding; metal ion binding; methylcrotonoyl-CoA carboxylase activity
Source: RefSeq, a predicted model, not a curated record